Molecule: messenger RNA, 1485 nt
Organism: Ambispora gerdemannii
Lineage: Eukaryota; Fungi; Glomeromycota; Glomeromycetes; Archaeosporales; Ambisporaceae
Source: the annotation of a GenBank genome assembly
AUGAUAAAGAACACCUUACUUUUCAAACCAUUUCAAACAAGUUGUCGACGACAUCAAAUUAUAUCACCAUCUCGUAAUAGUAACAGCAGUCGUCACCAAAUCAUAAAAAUAUUUUCUGCUAACUACGCAACAGUACAAAGUUCUCCACCCACUCGUACCUAUGGCGGCCUCAAAGACCAAGACCGCAUCUUCACCAACCUUUACUCACGCCAUGAUUUUCGAUUAAAAGGCGCCCUUCUGCGCGGUGACUGGUAUAAAACCAAAGAGAUACUAUUGAAAGGUCACGAAUGGAUCUUGCAAGAGAUGAAAACUUCGGGACUGAGAGGACGCGGUGGAGCUGGGUUCCCGACCGGUUUGAAGUGGAGUUUUAUGAACAAGCCCCCGGAUGGCCGACCUCGGUACCUUGUAGUUAACGCAGACGAGGGAGAACCAGGUACCUGCAAAGAUAGAGAAAUUAUGCGUGGUGAUCCUCAUAAACUUGUUGAAGGAUGUUUAAUAGCUGGUCGAGCAAUGAAUGCCACUGCAGCCUAUAUUUAUAUUCGAGGUGAAUUCUACAGUGAAGCAUCGAACAUGCAAGAAGCGAUCAAUGAGGCAUAUGCUGAGGGAUUAAUUGGAAAAAAUGCUUGCGGAACAGGCUACGACUUUGACGUAUACUUGCAUCGAGGUGCCGGCGCAUAUAUAUGUGGCGAAGAAACGGCAUUAAUCGAAUCCCUUGAGGGCAAGCCGGGAAAACCGCGAUUAAAGCCUCCGUUUCCGGCUGAUGUGGGAUUGUUUGGAUGUCCGACUACAGUGUCGAAUGUGGAAACUGUUGCUGUUGCGCCGACUAUAUGUCGACGAGGUGGUUCAUGGUUUGCUAGUUUUGGUAGAGAACGAAAUGCUGGAACUAAAUUAUUUUGUAUUUCUGGACAUGUGAAUAAUCCGUGUACCGUGGAAGACGAGAUGAGUAUACCACUACGAGACCUAAUUGAGCGACAUUGUGGUGGAGUACGUGGUGGAUGGGAUAACCUGCUAGGAAUAAUUCCCGGUGGUUCAUCUGUUCCGGUUCUUCCUAAAGAUAUUUGUGAGGACGUGUUAAUGGAUUUUGACGCGCUCCGAGACGUCCAAUCAGGUCUCGGCACAGCCGCCGUAAUAGUAAUGGACAAGUCCACCGACAUAGUAGCCGCCAUCGCACGACUAUCCGCCUUCUACAAACACGAGAGUUGUGGUCAGUGCACACCGUGUCGUGAAGGCACCACGUGGUUGAAUAAUAUUAUGUGGCGAUUUGUACAAGGACAUGCAACUGCGCGAGAGAUUGAUCAGCUUCAAGAGUUGUCAAAAGGGAUUGAGGGGCAUACAAUAUGUGCGUUGGGCGAUGCAGCCGCUUGGCCAGUGCAAGGACUAAUUCGACACUUUAGACCACAACUUGAAGCUCGUAUGCUCGAUUUUGCGCGUGAGAAUCCUGAUGUCGAUUUAUCCAAAUUUUCGAUUGCUGCUCCCGGAUUGUAA